Engraulis encrasicolus (European anchovy) is the source of this 3937-nucleotide messenger RNA. It is a transcript of the gene kif28, whose product is annotated as kinesin family member 28. The transcript is spliced from 23 exons. Gene Ontology annotation, biological process: microtubule-based movement. The record is from RefSeq and is a predicted model, not a curated record. NCBI's taxonomy places the organism in Eukaryota, Metazoa, Chordata, Actinopteri, Clupeiformes, Engraulidae. Gene Ontology annotation, molecular function: microtubule binding; microtubule motor activity; ATP binding. The coding region runs from base 1 to 3156 and encodes 1051 amino acids.
AUGGCCGCUGGUAAGGACUGCGUCAAGGUGGCCAUACGUGUCAGACCCUUCAACAAGCGGGAGAGGGACGCAGGCAGCCGGUGUGUGGUGUCGAUGAGCGCCAACACCAUCACCAUCCAGGACCCGCGCAGCAGCCAGGCACGCCGCACCUUCACCUUCGACUACGCCUUCUGGUCACACAGCGGCUACGUCAGGAACAGGGACGGACUCUUCGUACCGGAGGAAUCUGGGGGCCGAUACGCUGAUCAGGCUACAGUGUUUAAUGACCUGGGCCAGGGUAUCCUGGAGAACGCCCUGCAGGGCUACAAUGCCACCCUGCUGGCGUACGGCCAGACGGGCUCGGGGAAGAGCUACUCCAUGGUCGGGUACGGGCCCAACAAGGGCCUGGUGCCCACCCUGUGCCAGCGCCUCUUCCAGGCCGUCAAGGCCAACCAGGACACAUGCCAGUGCCAGGUGUUGUUCAGCAUGCUGGAGAUUUACAACGAACAGGUGAUCGACCUCCUAUCCAAAGGCGGGCGUUCCCCAGCGGGUCUGCGCGUGCGUGAGGAACAGCAGAGGGGGUUCUAUGUGGAGGGGCUGCGGCGGGUUCCGUGUGACAGCGCCGCGCAGGUGGAACAGCUGAUGGAACAGGGAACACGCACUCGCACCACCGCCACCACACACAUGAACGCCAACAGCAGCCGAUCACACAUGCUCAUCAUCGCACAACUCAAACAGAUCUUCUCCAAGGAGAACAUCACUAAGCAGUCCAAUAUUAACCUGGUGGACCUGGCGGGCAGUGAGAGGCAGCGGUGCUCCGGCCCAGAGGCCGACCGCCUCAAAGAGGGCACCGCCAUCAACGUCAGCCUCACCACCCUGGGCAAUGUCAUCAGCUCGUUGGCAGAUGCUGCCCUGGGUAAGAAGGUGGUGCAUAUCCCCUACAGGGACUCCGUCCUCACCAAACUGCUGCAGUCUGCACUCGGAGGAAACAGCCGCACUGUCAUGAUUGCCACCCUGAGUCCCUCCGACAUCUGCUACGAGGAGUCCCUCUCCACCCUCCGCUAUGCAGAGAGAGCCAAGCGUAUCCAAAAUAAAGCGGUGGUGAAUGAGAGUCCUACUGAGCGGCUGGUGAAGGAGCUGAAAGCAGAGAACGCCAAACUGCAGCUGAGGCUCAGUAGACUGGGACAGGACGCACGCAAAGAGGAGGAGAGCAAGGAGCUGCGUAGGCUGCUGAGCCAUAAUGAGAUGCAGAUCAAAGCCAUCCAGACGCUGUGGGAGCAGCACUUACAGGAGGCCCUGAGGGACUGGCAGACGCAGUACGCAACCAUCACACAGGAACGGAGGAUGAUGCAGAUGCAUCCCUACAUCCUCAAUGUCAACGAGGACCCACAACUCUCAGGUGUCAUCAAGCUCUUCAUACAGGAAGGUGACUGGGAUAUCGGUCUGUCGGAAGGUUCUAGUAGAACCAUCACCAUCAAGGGACUAGGUAUUCAGGAGAGGCAUGCUGUGUUCACUAAUGAGGAGAGGAGGGUUUCCCUGACGCCAGUCUCGGGUUCAAAGGUCAUGGUCAACGGAUUGCCCAUCAGCCAGCGCACUGAACUGCAACACCUGGACCGCCUCAUCCUGGGCUCCAGUAGUACCUACCUGUUUGUGGGUUUCCCGUGUGAGCGCGGGGCGGAUGACUGGAGUCGCUAUGACUACGACUACUUCCAGUCUGAGCUGGCUGCCGCCGCCGGCAUUCACAUCCCCUCCCUGUGUGAGGAACAGAGUCCAGGGGAGCCCAGUGCUGGUCUAGAUCAGACUGACCCCAGCCUGCUGGCCGUCUUCUAUGACUACAUCAAACUCAUCCCCAUGGUGACCGAAGCCAACCAGAUGAGCCAGGAGCUCAAUAAGGGGGUGGAGUUCAAGCUGGAGAUCAAGAACCUGGCCAUGUCGGACUGCCGCGGCCGCGACCUUGAGAAGGACAUCGCUGUGCGCGUCACAUCACUGGAAAACAAACAGGUGUGGAUGUGGUCCAAGGUGAAGUUCAUCAACCGCAAGUUCCUGAUGGAGGAGGUAUACCAGCAGCAUCAGAUGACAGCGACCAGCGGCAGCUCUACUAGCGGUGGUGGCGGCAGGAACCAGGGCGGGGUGGGCGACCGCCUGCCCUUACCCAGAGACAGAGACCCGUUCUGGGACCCGCUGGAGCCGCUGCACCUUGGCAGUGCUCAUCUGUGGCUGCAGUCGCUGGCCUUCCGCAUCCCCCUGGAGGAACAGGUGGAAGUGCUGGGCUCCGAGGGCACGGAGGAAGCCAUCCUGCAGGCACAGCUGCUGCCCUGCAGCCCCAUGGGACUACCUCUUGGAGAGGAAGACAUCCUAAUCGACCCCACAGAGCUACUUGGCAAAAGGCUGGAUUUUCAACUCUUCCUGGAGCAGUGCUGUGGACUACGGUGGCUUAAAGAGGCCAAAAAUAGAGGAGUCCAGAUCGGGUUCCGUGUGUAUGACUGUCCUCAGACGUUCUACACGCCAGCCGUGUGGCACAAUGUGAACCCUGUCCUGGAGCAGCGGCUGCACUUCACGGCCAUGCGCACCUCUCAAGACCUGCUCAACUACCUGCAGAGCAGCGCGCUGGUGCUGGAGCUCUGGGGACUACAGGAGGGUUGUGCUGAUAUGGUGUCGCCCAUGGAGGGACUGAGGAUGACUCCAGAGGGAAGCUUCAUCAUCGACAAGGCCAGCGCUCCAGACCCUUCUGUGAACCUGAGGUCAGCUGUGAGGGCUCUUCACCAGGAGCUGGAGCAGAUGAGGAGCGCCAACGCUGCACUGAGGAAGGAGAACAACGCGCUCAGAGAACAACUCAAUAACAGAGGUUCUGAGAGUGCGCGGACUCGUGCGGAGAGGGAGAGGGAUCGGGAUCGGGAGCGUAAGGGCAGCGUGCGGCCCAGCUGUGAUGCGGAGCUGGCCCGCGCCCUCAAGGUCUUCUACCACAGCAUGACCUCCGUCCGGGCACAGCUGCAGAGGCUACGCAGACACAGGCCCAGCGAGGAGGCCGAUCUGCUGGGCUUGAGGCUGUUUGUGGAUGAGCAGUCUCGGCUGCUGAGGGACUUUGGGGAGCAGCUGGAGCAGAGCGUCACCGCCCUCAAACAGGAUGUGGCGGCCAUCGUACGCCGCAAGAGAGAACGCUCCGGAAUAUGGUCAUAACCAAGGACACGACGCUCCGGAAUAUGGUCAUAACCAAAGAGACGAUGCUCUGAACAUGGUCAUACCCAAGGAGACCAUGCUCCGGAAUAUGAUCAUAAGCCGAUGUUCUGGAAUAUGGUCAUAACUAAGGACACGAUGCUCCAGAAUAUCAUGGUCAUGACUAAAGAGAUAACAAGGGGAUAUUUGGAAUGACAUUUGGGGAAAGCCAAUGUUACGAUGUUUUGAACACAACCAAACCAUGCUCCCUAUCAGCUUAGCAGGAUCUUGGAAAAGGCUGAACAGAAAGGCCGAUGCUUAUGGUGUUCGGGUACUGACAAUUCUGCAUGUUGACAUUGGUUGGUAUCUAUCUAGGCUCUUUGUCAUCACAGUGUGAGUGAAGGAGGCAUCUGGACCUAAUGAGGGACACAAGGAAGAGCCAUAUUGGCUGUUGGGGAGGACAUCAUAUUAUGGGCUCUACCAGAGAAAGUGUAACAUAUGAGAGGGGUCACUCCAUAUUGUACUGCCAAAAACGUGCAGUUCCAGUUUGUCCAGUUUCGAAUGUAUCGCAACUUUCUUACAUAUCUGACGUCACAGUGAUAAGGGCUGAUCAAGUGAUGUGCAAAAUCAGUCCCUUUUUCAGGAAAAAUGUACAUUGUGCUUUACAUAUCAAUUUGUAAAUAGGAAUUGUGUCCAUGAAUAAAGAAGCUAACAUUCCCUCACACCUACAAAGGCAUGCUGAAGGAUAACAGUUAAGUGAUGUGCGAAACCCUUGCAGUGUCCUUUCUUUAACGAAAGAAACGGU